Messenger RNA from Lynx canadensis (Canada lynx), 799 nucleotides. It is a transcript of the gene SPEGNB, whose product is annotated as SPEG neighbor. The record is from RefSeq and is a predicted model, not a curated record. Lineage: Eukaryota; Metazoa; Chordata; Mammalia; Carnivora; Felidae. Gene Ontology annotation, molecular function: protein binding.
AUGUCCAAAGCAGCUCCCGCCAAAAAACCAGCAGCCGCGGCCCCGCCUCCGGGAUGUACCCUGGAUAUCAACGACCCCCAGGUCCAGAGAGCAGCCAUUCGCAUCCAGGCCUCUUACCGGGGCCACAGGUCCCGGAAGGAGCUUCGCGAGAAGGGGCCACCACGAGUGCUGGAGCCACUGAAGGACGUGGUGCUGAUCGAGGGCAGCGCGGCCAAGCUGACUUGCCGCAUUUCGGCUUUCCCGGACCCAUUCAUCCGCUGGAGCAAGGACGGCAAGGAGCUGCGUGACGGGCCCAAGUAUCGUUACGUUUUCGAGGACCCUGACGUGGUCGCCCUGGUGGUGCGCGACGGCGAGCUGGCAGACCUGGGCCAGUACAGCAUCAACGUAACCAACCCCUUCGGCCAGUGCUCCGACUCGGCGCGCAUCCUGGUGGAAGUCCCUGCGAAGAUUCAAAAGGGACCGGAUAACACUAAGGCGCGCAAAGGCGCCACGGUGACGCUGACUGCGGAGAUCAUGGGCGAGCCUGCACCCGACGUGGGCUGGACCAAGGACGGGGAGGACAUCGAGGAGGAUGACAGGGGUUUCUUCGAGAUCGGCAGUACCACCACGACGCUGACCAUCCGCCGGGCCACGCCCGAGGACAGCGGCAAGUACGAGGUGUACGUGGAGAACAGCUGUGGCAUGGACCAGAGCUUCGCACGAGUGGACGUGGCCUGAAAGGAACUCUCGUACCUUUCGCCCUGGCUCCAAGCCCCCGGGGUGGGUGGGACCGACAACCCUCCUCCAUCUGCUUAAUAAA